Molecule: messenger RNA, 2148 nt
Organism: Penaeus indicus
Lineage: Eukaryota; Metazoa; Arthropoda; Malacostraca; Decapoda; Penaeidae
Product: techylectin-5A-like
Exons: 10
Coding region: 304-1728 (474 amino acids)
Source: RefSeq, a predicted model, not a curated record
AGAGGUGGAGGCAGAGGUGACAGAGAAAGAGGAGGGGGCAGAGGAGGAAGCGAUCGAGGAGGGGGUGACAGGGGAGGCGACCGAGGUGGCGAAGGAUCGAGAGAGACUGCCGGAGAGGAGAGGGUCUUCGGUGGCGGCGCAGGAGGCGACACAGGAGGCGGCGUAGGAAGCGGUGUAGGAGGCGGCGGGGGAUAUGGCACUGUGGGGGGGUUUGGCGGCGGAGGAUAUAGCCCUGCCGGGGGGUUCAGUGGAGGAGUAUUCGGCGGGGGAGAAAUAUCUGACGCCGAAAUCUCCCGGCGCCAAAUGGACACCAUCAUCCUCCUUCUGCAGCGCCUCAGUGACAGGCAGGCCGCCUUCGAGACCCUGCAAGGCCAGCGAGCAGAGCGGAUUGACAACAUCAACUACAGACUAACCCGCAUGGAGCUGCUGGCGGAGGAGCGGAAGGGCGUGCUCAACGAGAUCAGCAACGCCAUCCAGCACCGAAUGGAGACCACCGACAACGAGAUGGACCGCAUCACCGGCCUCAUGGACAACGUCAAGGACAGCAUCUCCGCCCUCACCCAGCGCCACGUCGACCUCCGCGGCCUCAUCACGGACCUCCCAAGGGCAGUAGAUACGGGAGGCAACAACGAGCAGAAGCUGCAGGCGGUGGCGACCUCCGUGUUCAGCGUUCACUCGGUCGCCCAGGCCAUUCAGCAGGAGCUCGGGGAGGUUGGACUCAACCUGACGCAGCUCAUGAACACCACUGGAACGCUCGGCCACAUCCGGAACAACAUGGUGUCGAAGCAGUACCUUCUCCAGAGCCUCAACGAGCUCAAGUCCAGCCAGACGGUGCCCACGGCGGCCGUUAUGCCCCGGAUGAUGAGCACGAGGGGGAGGGGAGGCGGCAAAGUUGAAAAGGAGCCCGAGGACUGCUGGCAGCUUCUCCGCCAAGGCAAGAAAAAGUCGGGCGUCUACCGCAUCCAGCCGCAGUACUCCAGUGUUCCCUUCUUCGUGUACUGCGACAUGGAAACCGAGGGAGGUGGUUGGACGGUGAUUCAGCGACGCGAGGACGGCACGGUGGACUUCCUCCGCGAGUGGAACGAGUACAAGCACGGCUUCGGCAACCUGGCGGGCGAGUUCUGGCUGGGCAACGAGAAGAUCUACCUCCUCACGAGCCAGCACGUUUCGAAGCUUCGGAUUGACCUGUCUGACUUCGACCAGCAAAACGGAUUUGCAGUGUAUUCCGCGUUCGCUAUGGGGUCUGAGCUGGAAGGCUACUCGCUCAAAAUGCUGGGCGAAUACAGGGGAGAUGCAGGCGACUCUCUGCGCUACCACGUGGGCCGGCGCUUCAGCACCAUCGACGUGGAUAACGACGCCUGGCCCGAGCGGAACUGCGCCCGAGACCACAUGGGCGCCUGGUGGUACAGGGCCUGCGACACAAGCAACCUCAACGGGCGCUACCUGCACGGGCCGGUCCCCCCCGACCACGAGUACUCCGGCCUCUACUGGUACGACUUCCGCGGGCCGCGCUACUCCCUGUGGCGCUCCCGCAUGAUGGUCCGCCGGGGGGGCAGUGUAGGCCGCCCGAUCUUCAAGGACAUCGAUGAGAUUAAGACCUCCACCACCACUGUCCGACCUGAGGAACCUCCCCCAGUGGAAGACGACGAGAUCCACUCCGACCCGGAACCCUACGACCCUUACUCCACCUACAACGGAUACGAUCCCUAUGCAAUCUAUGACGGUUAAGAUCGUUCCUCCACGCACUCCACUUCUACUGACGUCGCCGAUCCACACGGUUGCAUGACCACUUCGACUUCAACGAGUUUCCCCUUCAGAGCUGAUCUCCACAGACUUCAUGUGAUCAGUAAUGAAGGAAACUUCCUCAACGGACAAACUCAAGAGGGACAAGUUUGAGCAUUCUGGACGAGAUAAUCUGAAGGCUAGGACGGAACUCUUCUCACGGAACUUUUCUAGAACUGUUCUCUUCUUGAAAAUAAAACCCUGGAUUUCUUUAUCUCAUUUCAAAAUGAAAGGUACUUUACCUUAUUAUUUCCAACUUUAAGAAAAAUAACUAAUGUAAAAUAUAUGUUGGCCAACUUACAUAUUAGCAUACUUUUGUGGCAAUAUAAUGUAAUGCCUUUAAAUAAUAAUAAAAAAAAGUCAUAA